Messenger RNA from Menidia menidia (Atlantic silverside), 3173 nucleotides. Lineage: Eukaryota; Metazoa; Chordata; Actinopteri; Atheriniformes; Atherinopsidae. The record is from the annotation of a GenBank genome assembly.
AUGUAUCACGCCACUAUGGGAUCCAUGUUCCGAAGCGAGGAGGUGUGCCUGGUGCAGCUCUUCCUCCAGUCCGGCUCAGCCUACAAUUGCGUCAGUGAGCUGGGAGAGCUGGGCCUGGUGGAGUUCCGAGACUUAAAUCCUAACGUAAAUGCCUUCCAAAGGAAGUUUGUGGGAGAGGUCAGACGAUGCGAGGAGCUCGAGAAGACCUUUACCUUCCUGGAGCAGGAGAUCAGUCGCUCCUUGUCCCCUCCCCUACAGGGUCCCCUGCCCCCACCAUGCCCGAUACCUUCGGCCCCUCAGCCUCGAGAACUCAUCACCAUAGAAGAAGAAAGUGAGAGGCUGGCCAGAGAGCUGAAAGAGGUGUCCAGAAAUAGGGACAGCCUUCGGGCUCAGCAGACCCAGCUUUGUCAGUACCGAGGAGUGCUGACCAGAACGCACUCGCUUACAGCCUCACAGGCGCCGCUUCCUGUGCUGGAAAGCCAAGGCCUCUUCGAUAACCGCCACGAUAUCCACCUCAGUUUCGUAGCAGGCGUGGUGCACCCUUGGAAAGUCCCAUCCUUUGAGCGGUUGCUAUGGCGGGCAUGUCGUGGUUACAUCAUUGUGGAUUUCAGGGAGAUGGAGGACCGACUGGAGCACCCAGACACGGGGGAAAUGGUGCAAUGGACAGUGUUCCUCAUCUCCUUUUGGGGAGAUCAAAUCGGACAGAAGGUCAAGAAGAUAUGCGACUGCUUCCACACACAGACGUUUGCAUACCCUGAGAGCCCAGCUGAGAGAGAGGAGAUCCUGCAGGGGCUACAGGGCAGAAUUGAAGACAUCAAAUCAGUGUUGUCUCAGACUGAAACCUUCCUGCAGCAGCUGCUGCUGCGUGCAGUGGCCAUCCUGCCCCAGUGGAAGGUGCGGGUCAAGAAGUGCAAGGCGAUCCAGAUGGUACUAAACCUCUGCAGCCCCUCGGUCACUGACAAGUGCCUGAUCGCUGAGGCCUGGUGUCCCACGGCCAAGCUGCCCGAGCUGCAGAGCGCCCUGCGGGAGGGAGGGAGGAAGAGUGGCAGUGGGGUUGAUUCCUUCUACAACCGCCUGCCCUCCUCAACCCCUCCGCCCACCCUGUUCCCCCUCAACUCUUUCACCGCCGGUUUCCAGAACAUCGUGGAUGCUUACGGAGUGGCCAGCUACCGCGAGGUCAAUCCAGCGGUGUACACCAUAAUUACAUUCCCAUUCCUGUUUGCGGUGAUGUUUGGGGACGUUGGUCAUGGUUUACUGAUGUCUCUGGCUGCCCUCUGGAUGGUCCUUGAGGAGAAAGACCCAAAACUCAGGAACAAUAACAAUGAGAUCUGGAGGAUGAUGUUCGGAGGCCGGUAUCUGAUUCUGCUGAUGGGACUGUUCUCCAUCUACACUGGGGCCAUUUACAACGAGUGCUUCAGCAGGGGCAUUAGCACCUUCAGUUCAGGGUGGCACGUCGGCCCCAUGUUUGAAAAGAAUAUUUGGAAUGCAUCGGUACUGGAGGGGAACCAGUUCUUGUCCAUGGAUCCUGUGGUGUCGGGCGUAUUCACCACCCCCUAUCCAUUUGGAAUUGACCCGGUCUGGGGCAUGGCCAACAACAAGUUAACCUUUCUAAACUCGUACAAGAUGAAGAUGUCGGUCAUCAUCGGGAUCUUUCACAUGACUUUCGGAGUCUGCUUGUCCUUCUUCAACUACUGGCACUUUGGUCAGUUCAGCAGUGUGUUCUUCGUGCUGAUCCCUGAGCUCUUCUUCAUGCUGAGUCUCUUUGGCUACCUGGUGUUCAUGGUGGUCUUUAAGUGGAUCGCCUACACGCCUGCUGAUUCCCAGAUGGCUCCCAGUAUACUGAUCCACUUCAUAGACAUGUUCCUCUUCACAGACAACCCAGACAACCCACCUCUUUAUCCAGGGCAGCUCAUUGUGCAGAAGAUCUUGGUGGUGCUGGCUCUGUGUUCAGUCCCGGUGCUCCUGCUGGGAAAGCCCACAUGGGAGUACGUCACAUUCAAGAAAAGACGACGCCAAGUUGAGGAGGAUAGACGUCCACUGGUGGCCGACGAUGGCUCAGUAAACACUCGUCAGGGGGAGGUGGAGGGUGGAGCAGCCGAGGAGGAGGAAUUUGAUGCUGCCGAUGCGUUCAUGCACCAGGCCAUCCACACCAUAGAGUACUGCCUGGGCUGCAUCUCCAACACAGCCUCCUACCUGCGACUCUGGGCCCUCAGUUUGGCGCACGCACAGCUGUCGGAGGUGCUGUGGGUCAUGGUCAUGCGUAUUGCUUUGAAGUGGCAGGGUUAUGUGGGCUCUGCUGUGCUCUUUGUAGUUUUUGCCUUUUUCGCUAUGCUGACCGUCUCUAUCCUCCUGGUUAUGGAGGGACUCUCAGCUUUCCUGCACGCGCUACGUCUGCACUGGGUGGAGUUUCAGAAUAAGUUCUACAGUGGAACGGGCUACAAACUCAGCCCUUUCUCUUUCACAGCGCUGAUCAAUGCUUCAGCUCCUAUAUGAUCUGCCUAAUAAUUGCCAAACAGUUAAAUUAACUUAUGUCAGUGUGUAUCUUAAUGGUAUUAUGUUGCCUGUAGGCCAUGAAAUGGUUUAAUUGACUUGCACAAUGAUCACAAUGAAUGAUACGGACUGUUAUUUUUGCAUUAUAAGAAUGUGUCCUAGUACGUUGAAUUAUGACUUUAUUAUAUGAAAAGUAUACAUUUGUAUCCCCUUAAUUUUUUAACCGGUUUUAUGUAAUGCUCUCUCAUUGCCCUUUCAGUAGUUUGAACAUAAAUUGGUACUCAUGUACUUUUCACUGUAUACAUUUUUAUUAUACACAUCAGUUACGAAAAGGGAAAGUACAUGUAAUAACCGAUCAGUUUAAGGGAACGUGUGACUUUCUGAAUGGUAACCACAUUCUGCAGAAUUGUUCACACAGCAGAGAAUGAUCUGAAUGAUUUUCCUGAGCCAAAGAUACUUUCCCUGCCUAUCAUGUCUUCCAAACACACCACAGAUAUUCAUUCAUGGUUCGAGAUUGUUAAGUGCCUUACUGGAAUGGACAAACCACAACUACUGUUGACAUGCCACUACUGUGUACCAAACCUCGCAAAAUAAGUUAAUUUCUUUCAGUUUUUUGCCAGUAAAAACUUUCAAAUGUAUCAAAUUUAAACUGGAAUUAAAUAAAAUUUUCUUGUUGAGUCUUA